AUGAACGACACGGAUUCGUCCUCUUCCUCGGGUGCCCACAGACCCGAGCUCAGCUACGAGUCGGGCAAGAACCUCAUGGCCCAAGGCCCGCAGGCUCUGCACGAACUCAUGGCCACCAAGAUCCACGCGGCAAUGGGCCGCCCCCUGCCGGAGAUGGAGGUGCGCUUCAGCAACCUAUCGCUGUCCGCCGACAUCGUCGUGGCCGACGACCACGCCACCAAGUACGAGCUGCCGACCAUCCCGAACGAGCUCAAGAAGACGCUCAUGGGCCCCAAGAAGCUCACGGUGCGCAAGGAGAUCUUCAAGAACGUGAGUGGCCGCUUCGCGCCGGGCAAGAUCACGCUGCUGCUGGGUCAACCGGGCUCCGGCAAGUCGGCUCUAAUGAAGAUCCUGAGCGGCCGGUUCCCCAUGACCAAGAACAUCACCAUGGAGGGUGACGUCACGUUCAACGGCGUACCAAGAGAACAGAUCAUUGACAAGCUGCCGCAGUUCGUGUCGUACGUGAACCAGCGCGACAAGCACUUCCCGACCAUUACAGUCAAGGAGACACUGGAGUUUGCCAACAAGUUCUGCGGCGGUGACGUAAUCAAGCAAGGCAAGGGCAUGCUGGACAUGGGCUCCCAACACAAUGACCACGAGGCAUUGGAAGCGGCGAAGGCCAUAUUCGCACACUACGCGGACGUCGUAAUUGAGCAAUUGGGACUGCAGAUCUGUCAGGAUACAAUCGUCGGUGACAACAUGCUGCGCGGUGUGUCUGGAGGUGAGCGCAAGCGCGUUACGACUGGUGAAAUGGAGUUCGGUAUGAAGUACGUGUCGCUCAUGGAUGAGAUCAGCACGGGCCUCGACAGUGCCGCCACGUACGACAUCAUCAACACGCAGCGCAGUGUGGCCCACCGACUCCACAAGACGGUGGUCAUUGCACUGCUUCAGCCUUCACCGGAGAUUUUCGCGCUGUUCGACGACGUGAUGAUCCUGAACGAUGGAGAGCUGAUGUAUCACGGAGCAUUGUCCCCGGGACGCGACAUCGCCGACUACCUGCUGGAUCUGGGUACCAAGCAGCAGCACCGCUACGAAGUCCCGCACCCGACGAAGCAGCCGCGAAUGCCAAACGAAUUCGGGGAGAGCUUCCGUCUGUCACCUAUUUACCAGGAUAUGGUGAGCGCGGUGGAAGGUCCGUACGACCCGAAGCUCAUCGCGAGUGUGAAGGACAUCAUGGACCCGAUGCCUGCAUUCCACCAGUCAGUUCUGGCAAGUGUUUGGGCGCUUCAGCGACGGGCUCUGAUGAUCACGUACCGGAACGUGCCCUUUGUCGUGGGUCGACUCAUGAUGGUCCUCAUCAUGGGCUUACUGUACUGCUCCAUCUUCUACCAGUUCGACCCGACGCAGAUCUCCGUGGUCAUGGGAGUGAUCUUCGCCACCGUCAUGUUCUUGUCUCUCGGCCAAGGCUCCCAGAUUCCCGUCUACAUCGCUGGGCGAGACAUUUUCUACAAGCAUCGCCGAGCCAACUUCUUCCGAACCGGGUCGUAUGUGCUGUCCACAACGGUGAGCCAGAUCCCGUUGGCAUUCGCCGAGACGAUUAUAUUCGGCUCGAUCGUGUACUGGGUCUGCGGUUUUGCGGCCGAAGAGAAGCUGUUCAUCAUCUUCGAGAUCGUACUGUUCGUGUCGAACCUGGCCAUGGGCAUGUGGUUCUUCUUCCUCGCUGGAGCGCUGCCCGACGCCAACGUGGUGAUGCCGGUGGGCAUGGUCUCGAUCCUCGUGUUCAUCAUCUUCGCGGGCUUCGUCGUGACCAAGUGCCAAAUUCCCGACUACCUCAUCUGGGCGCAUUGGAUUAGCCCAAUUGCGUGGGCUCUCAAGGCGCUGGCCAUCAACCAGUACCGCUCCAGCGACUUCGACGUGUGCGUGUACGACGGCGUGGACUACUGCGCCAAGUACGACGGCCUUAACAUGGGCGAGUACUACCUGAAUUUGUUCGGUAUCGCCACGGAGAAGGAGUGGGUCGCGUACGCCAUCAUCUACUUACUGGCCGUGUACGUCUUCUUGAUGUUCCUGUCGUACCUGGCGAUGGAGUACGUCCGCUACGAAACACCGGAAACGGUGGAUGUGUCGGUGAAGCCUGUCGAGGAUGAGAACAACUCGUACUUCCUCACGGAGACUCCAAAGGCGGCAAACUCGAAGGGCGACGUGAUUGUGGAUCUACCUGUCGAGACUCGUGAGAAGAACUUCAUCCCGGUGACUGUGGCAUUCCAGGAUUUGCACUACUGGGUGCCGGACCCUCACAACCCGAAGGAGCAACUCGAGCUGCUCAAGGGCAUCAACGGCUACGCUGUCCCCGGUUCGAUCACUGCGCUGAUGGGCUCUACUGGUGCCGGUAAGACGACGCUAAUGGACGUGAUCGCCGGCCGCAAGACUGGUGGCAAGAUCACGGGCAGGAUCAUGCUGAACGGCUAUGAGGCGACUGACCUGGCCAUUCGCCGCUGCACGGGCUACUGUGAGCAGAUGGACGUGCACUCGGAGGCGGCCACGAUUCGCGAGGCCUUGACUUUCAGCUCUUUCCUGCGCCAGGAUGCAUCGAUCUCGGACGCCAAGAAGUACGACUCCGUGGACGAAUGCAUCGAACUGCUCGGACUUGAAGACAUCGCAGACCAGAUCAUCCGCGGCAGCUCCGUGGAGCAGAUGAAGCGACUGACGAUCGGUGUGGAGCUUGCUGCUCAGCCGAGUGUGAUUUUCCUGGACGAGCCGACGAGUGGCCUGGACGCGCGUUCGGCCAAGAUCAUCAUGGACGGUGUCCGUAAGGUGGCCGACUCGGGCCGCACCAUCAUUUGCACGAUCCACCAGCCGUCGGCCGAGGUCUUCUACCUGUUCGACAGACUAUUGCUGGUGCAGCGCGGUGGCCAAACGGCUUUCUACGGUGACUUAGGUCCGAACUGCCGCAACCUGAUCGACUCCUUCGAGAACAUCCCUGGUGUAGCUCCGCUCCCAAAGGGCUACAACCCUGCGACGUGGAUGCUGGAGUGCAUUGGGGCAUGGGACGCAGGACUCGAUGGAUUUCGUGAGCUACUUCAAGAACAGUCCGUACAACCUAUUGCUCCAGACCUCCCGGAGGUGAUGUUUGGCAAGAAGCGCGCGGCCAGUUCGAUGACCCAGAUGAAGUUUGUUGUAUGGCGAUUCUUCCAGAUGUACUGGCGAACACCGAGCUACAGUCUGACGCGGAUGUACCUCGCUGUUGUCUUGGGCCUGCUCUUCGGGCUCAUUUUCGUCAGCAACGACAGCUACGCUUCGUACUCGGGCCUGAACUCGGGCGUCGGAAUGGUUUUCAUGUCGUCGCUGUUCAACUCGAUGGCCGUCUUCCAGAGCGUGAUGCCUCUCACGUGCGCCGAGCGUGAGUCUUGUUACCGUGAGCGCGCAAGUCAGACUUUCAAUGCGUUCUGGUACUUCAUGGCCUCGACGCUGGCGGAGAUCCCGUACUGCUUCAUCAGCUCGCUGAUCUUCGUGAUCAUCUUCUUCUUCAUGGUCGGCUUCUCCGGUUUCGAGACGUUCAUCCUCUUCUGGCUGGGCGUGUCGUUGCUCGUCGUGAUGCAGGUGUGCUUGGGUCAGUUCUUCGCGUACGCCAUGCCGUCUGAGGAGGUCGCUCAAAUCGUCGGCGUGCUGUUCAACCCGAUCGUCAUGAUGUUCGUCGGCUUCAGUCCUCCGGCCUACGCGAUCCCGUCGGGCUACACGUGGCUGUACGACAUCUGCCCAGUCAAGUUCCCCAUGUCGAUCUUGAUCUCUCUGGUGUUCGCCGACUGCGACGAGCUGCCGACAUGGAACGAGACCACCCAGGCGUACGAGAACGUCGGAUCUCAACUUGGCUGCCAGCCGAUGGCCAAUGCUCCGGAGACCGUGGGCCACAUCACCAUCAAGGAGUACACGGAGGAGUACUUUGGCUUCGUACACGACAAGAUCCCGCGCAACUUCGGCAUUUUGAUCGGCAUCAUUGUGCUGGCGCUGCGUUUCAUCAACCACCAAAAGAAGUAA
Messenger RNA from Phytophthora sojae, 4014 nucleotides. Its product is annotated as pleiotropic drug resistance protein ABC superfamily. Gene Ontology annotation, cellular component: membrane. The transcript is spliced from 2 exons. Gene Ontology annotation, molecular function: ABC-type transporter activity; ATP binding; ATP hydrolysis activity. The record is from RefSeq and is a predicted model, not a curated record. NCBI's taxonomy places the organism in Eukaryota, Oomycota, Peronosporomycetes, Peronosporales, Peronosporaceae. Bases 1 to 4014 code for a protein of 1337 amino acids.